AUGAAGAGAGCAAUCUUGGUGCUUUUUCGAGCUUUUUUCGUAAUACCGUUUACAGCCGGAACCAGACGAAGAAGUUCCGGUUCAUUCCGGCUCUAUGAUUGCAGUACGUCAUCAACAGUCAUGUUUCUUUUACUUCUUGCGUCUAUAAUCGUCUUCACCGGAAGUCUUUCAAUCGCAAAUGGAGCCGUGCAACGUAUACUUGUGAUUAAAGUUAUUCUUACUUUCCUUGACGUGGCUGGUAUAAUAACUUGUACAUUGACUGGCUGUCUCAUUUACAAACAUGGCGUACCAUACACUGACUUGUCGAUAUCGAACGGAAGUAGAAAAUCAAAGUAUCUACAACUAGGAUUCCUGUGGUUGUUUGCGGUAUUGUCAGUUGUACUUUUUAGCUUUAAAACCGCUGUUGAGAUAGAUUGCUGGAAUUCGUUUUCAUGGAUACAAACAAUCGAUUCAAGCUUCCGCAUUAUGAUAAUACUUUGUUAUACUACAAUAUUACAUUACAUGUCAAGACACAGAUUUAAAAAGGUACCAUUAUUGAACUAUGCUGUACGAGUUCUGAUAUGUAUUUACAUUUGUUUUUGGAUUAACUCAUUUAUCCGGAGCAAAACAUUUAUAAACCCAAAUAGUCUGGUGACACACAAUCAUACCAUUUCCGACUGGCUACAAUGUGCUUUGAAUUCGACAUCCGGAUUAAUUUAUUACAAUUCUAAGAAGUAUGUAUUUCCCGCGUAUGCAGAGUUUCUAAUAUUAAGUGUUACCCUACUGAAUGAGUUCAGUUCUAUGAUUUCUUCAAAUGUUGAAAAAGACAAAGAAAAUGGUGAGAACAAUGACAACAACGACAGCACUGAGAAUAACGGCAUUGAAGAGAGGAAACCCUUAUUAUCUGUAUCAUAUCAGAUCGAUGGCCAUAGUGUGUCGUCAUCAACACAAUACAGUAUAACUAUGAUUGUCGCUUUGGCGCUCGCAUUACUCAACCUGGUCUUCCAUAUUCUGCACGCAUUGUAUCCAAUAGACACCAUGGCUAUACCUAUGGUAUUGUGUACUUGUGCUGUCAAAUCGAUCAUGGUUUUUGCGACGAUUUUUGCCUUUUACAGUACAGAAACCAUUAUGAAGUUUCCAACUGCAAGUGCUUUGACCUAUAGUACUAGGGAAAAGAUAUUCCUUGCAUCAGUACUGGCUAUCUACAGUAAGUAUUGUUUUGCAGUGAUGGCAGGUUGUCUAUCUUAUGACGAAACAUGGAAGUCAGUCGUUGCCAAAAAUUGCAUCAAUCUCAUUCAAACAUACUAUCAAAGUGUAUUUCUCCUUCAUGUUCCAAGAUGUGUUCAGAAUGCAAACUAUAACAAAUGUGUUGGUUUUGUUUGUAUAUGUGUGUUUCUUGGUAUUACAAACUUCAGCUAUUGGGUAAUAGAUAGCUUUAUCAUAGAUCAAGCAUUCUCAACAUUUCAAAAUAUACAUUUCAAUGUCCUAAAAACAACUGUAUGGCAUCUUCUGCACGACAUAUUUGGACCAUUGACAUUAUAUUACAACUUUUCAUCAGCUUUUGCUUUCCAUUCACUUUACAUGCGAUUUAGUCCAAAGUAA
This is a messenger RNA of Ylistrum balloti, 1581 nucleotides long. RefSeq lists its product as uncharacterized. Lineage: Eukaryota; Metazoa; Mollusca; Bivalvia; Pectinida; Pectinidae. The record is from RefSeq and is a predicted model, not a curated record. The transcript has a single exon. Bases 1 to 1581 code for a protein of 526 amino acids.